AUGGGUAAUAUUCAUCUUGGUCGGAAUGAACGUCCAGAACUAACCGAACGAGAAAUCACUUACAUCACUCUCCACACGAAUUUCUCUCGGAAGCAAAUCAACGAUUUUCACGUACGAUUUUUAACUUAUUAUCCGCGCGGUUACGCGACCUUCGAGCAAUUUUGUGACUUAUAUUCCAAUGAAUUGAAACAUCUCUGCCAUUCACGACCGUUACUCGAACGUUUGUUUAAUCAUAUCGACACGGAUAAGAAUGGACGAUUGAAUUUUAAAGAAAUUCUCUUUUUCAAAGCGCUCAGUCUACCCGAAGCUGAUCCCGACGAGAAACUACGAUGGAUUUUCUUUCUCUACGAUUCGAAUGAAGACCGACAAAUCGACAUCGAUGAAUUUCUUGACCUUUGCUAUUUGAUCUAUCACAUUCACGGACGCUUACUAACCAAUCGUCGAAUUAACGAAUUGAAAGCGUUAUUCAAUAAACACGAUCAGGACGAAAAUGGACAAUUAAAUUGUCAAGAAUUCAUCGCAUUAUGUAAACAAUGCACUGAUUUGCUGGAAUUGAUAGCUCCAAUGUUCAGUAAUACGAAAUGGAAUAUCAAUAAAGAGGAAGCUCCAGAUUUUGGAACAGCGAAUGAACUGACAGCGAUUCAAAUCGACUAUUUAAUAAAGCGUACGAAAUUUACUCGUGAACAAAUUCUUCGCUAUUAUCAGACAUUUCGCACGCGUUGUCAUUCAGGUUGCUUAACCAAAAGUGAAUUCGUUGAAUUCUAUCAACAAUUGCUUCCAUCAGCAUCAUCCGAUAUCUACUCGGAGUUCAUUUUUCGUGCAUUCGAUAAUUUGUCCAAAGACGGCUAUAUCCAAUUCGAUGAAUUCCUUCUCGCUAUUUAUAUUCAUAGUAAUUCAAGUACCCCACGUGAAAAACUUGAAUGGUUAUACAACGCUUACGAUUGCGAUGGUGACGGAACGAUUGAUUACAAUGAAGUUUAUCAGAUCGUUCAGGCACUGUUUAUUUUAUAUGGAAUUGACUGUGAACGACACAGUGUGUCGUAUGUAGCGUACGAAAUCAUGGCUGUUUUAGAUUUAAAUAACGAUGAUAAGAUUUCCAGACAAGAAUUUAUGAAUAUGUUGAAAGAUAAAGAACUUACCAGCUUUUUGGCACCGUCGUUUGUGAAACAAAAAUGA
Molecule: messenger RNA, 1176 nt
Organism: Adineta ricciae
Lineage: Eukaryota; Metazoa; Rotifera; Eurotatoria; Adinetida; Adinetidae
Source: the annotation of a GenBank genome assembly